AUGGCUGACGCAGCUCCGAAUCAACCUCCCAAGGCGCCCGUGGUGGCCGAGGCUCACGAGGUAGACACGUACCACCCUCCCCAGAAAAUGCUCGAAAAGCAUCCGAGCAAGCCUCACAUAAGCGGUAUCGAGGAGUACCAGCAGCUGUACAAGGAGUCCAUCACAGAGCCCAACAAGUUCUGGGGCAGGUUGGCCCGCGAGCUGCUGACCUGGUCCAAGGAUUUCCAGACUGUGCACAGCGGCACUCUUGAAGGCGGCGACAAUGCCUGGUUCCUCGAGGGAGAGCUCAACGCCUCUUACAACUGCGUUGAUCGUCACGCCUUCAAGGACCCCAACAAGGUUGCCAUCAUCUACGAGGCGGACGAGCCCAACGAGGGCCGCACCGUCACAUACGGAGAGCUCCUGCGGGAGGUCUCCAAGACGGCCUAUGUCCUGAAGCAGAUGGGCGUGCGCAAGGGCGACACAGUAGCCAUCUACCUGCCCAUGAUCCCCGAGGCGCUGGUUGCCUUCCUGGCAUGCAGCAGAAUUGGUGCCGUCCAUUCGGUUGUCUUUGCCGGCUUCUCGGCCGAUUCUCUCCGCGACCGUGUUAUCGAUGCCCAGUCCAAGGUCGUCAUCACCACAGACGAGGGCAAGCGUGGCGGGAAGCUGAUCGGGACCAAGAAGAUCGUGGAUGACGCGCUCAAGCAGUGCCCCGACGUCAGCCACGUGCUUGUCUACAAGCGUACCGGCGCCGACGUCCCCUGGACCAAGGGUCGCGACUACUGGUGGCACGAGGAGGUCGACAAGUGGCCUUCGUACAUCGCUCCCGAGCCUGUCAACUCGGAGGACCCCCUCUUCCUGCUCUAUACCUCUGGCUCUACCGGCAAGCCCAAGGGCGUUCUGCACACGACGGCAGGCUAUCUCCUCGGUGCUGCAGCGACGGGCAAGUAUGUCUUUGACAUCCACGAUGGCGACCGGUACUUCUGCGGAGGCGAUGUUGGCUGGAUCACAGGACACACCUAUGUCGUGUAUGCGCCGCUGCUUCUCGGCGUUUCGACAGUCGUGUUCGAGGGUACGCCAGCGUAUCCCAACUUCUCGCGCUACUGGGAUAUUAUCGACAAGCACAAGGUGACGCAGUUCUAUGUUGCGCCUACGGCCCUGCGGUUGCUCAAGCGAGCAGGCAAUCAGCAUGUGCGCAACGAGAUGAAGCACCUGAGAGUUCUAGGAUCCGUCGGCGAGCCCAUAGCUGCCGAGGUCUGGAAGUGGUACUUUGAAAUCGUCGGAAAGGAGGAGGCCCAGAUUAUCGACACGUACUGGCAAACCGAGACUGGCUCCAACGUCAUUACGCCUCUUGCCGGCGUGACGCCGACGAAGCCCGGUUCGGCCUCUCUCCCGUUCUUCGGAAUCGAGCCGGCCAUUAUCGAUCCCGUCUCCGGCGAAGAGAUUCACGGCAACGACGUUGAGGGAGUCCUCGCUUUCAAGCAGGCGUGGCCCAGCAUGACUCGGACUGUCUGGGGCGCACACAAGCGCUACAUGGACACGUACUUCAACGUGUACAAGGGCUACUACUUCACCGGCGACGGUGCUGGCCGAGACCACGAGGGUUUCUACUGGAUCCGCGGCCGUGUCGAUGACGUGGUGAACGUCAGCGGUCACCGUCUUUCAACUGCCGAGAUUGAGGCGGCUCUUAUCGAGCACUCGGCAGUGGCUGAGUCGGCCGUUGUUGGUGUGGCCGAUGAGCUGACGGGUCAGGCCGUCAAUGCCUUUGUCGCCAUCAAAGAAGGCAACGAUGCGACGGAUGCGCUCCGGAAAGAGUUUGUGCUGCAGGUCCGCAAGAGCAUAGGACCCUUUGCGGCGCCCAAGGCCGUGUUCAUUGUGCCCGAUCUCCCAAAGACGAGAAGUGGAAAGAUUAUGCGGCGCAUUCUGAGAAAGAUCCUGGCCGGCGAGGAGGACCAGCUGGGCGAUACUUCAACCCUCUCCGAUCCCUCUGUCGUCGACAAGAUCAUCGCGGUGGUCCAUGAUGCCAGGAAGAAGUAA
Molecule: messenger RNA, 2016 nt
Organism: Lasiosphaeria miniovina
Lineage: Eukaryota; Fungi; Ascomycota; Sordariomycetes; Sordariales; Lasiosphaeriaceae
Exons: 7
Coding region: 1-2016 (671 amino acids)
Cellular component (GO): cytosol
Molecular function (GO): acetyl-CoA synthetase activity; AMP binding
Source: RefSeq, a predicted model, not a curated record